AUGGAUAAAUCAAUAAUAAAAGGGUUGAAUGACAAAGUAUAUGAAAAGAGAAAAACUACUGCACUAGAGUUGGAAAAGCUGGUUAAACAGUGUUUGGUCGAUAAUGACUACGCCAGAAUUGAUAAAAUUAUAAGUGAACUAUGUAGGGAUUACGCGUACGCCUUACAUCAGCCAAUGGCAAGAAACGCUGGUUUGAUGGGAUUAGCCGCUACUGCUAUAGCACUAGGGUCAAAUGAUGUGUCGAAAUAUCUCAGAAAUAUCCUGCCGCCUGUUUUGGCUUGUUUUGGUGAUCAGAAUGACCAAGUCAGAUUUUAUGCUUGCGAGAGUCUUUAUAAUAUUGCGAAGAUCUCGAAAGGUGAAAUUCUGGUAUAUUUUAAUGAAAUAUUUGAUGUAUUAUGUAAAGUGAGCGCUGAUACAGAGAAUUCUGUUAGAGGUGCAGCCGAAUUAUUGGAUAGAUUGAUCAAGGAUAUUGUAGCUGAGCGAGCCUCUAGUUAUAUUAGUGUAGUCAGUAAUAAUCCUGAUGAUGUACCUCAAUCUACCAAUGUUGAUCCUUUAACGGGUAAUGUAUAUCAAAAUAAUUUUGAACAAAAUGAUGACUUGGCAUUCUCGCUUCCAAAAUUUAUUCCUCUUCUUAUUGAACGUAUCUAUGCUAUUAACCCAACCACAAGAAUGUUUUUAGUUGAUUGGAUUAAAGUGCUAUUAAAUGCGCCAGGCCUCGAGUUGAUAACUUUUUUACCUGCCUUUCUGGGGGGUCUCUUAACCUUUUUGGGAGAUUCUCAUAAAGAUGUUAGAGUGGCUACGCAAUCAUUAUUGGAUUUGUUAUUAAAAGAAGUUAUCAGAAUAGCUACUCUACAAAAUGAUAUUCAAAAGCGAAUUGAUGAACAGAUGGGAUUAUUAAAAGAACAGAAUAUUUCAAUAAAGAAAGAAGAUGGUACUAUUAUUGCAGAAAGGAAAAAGUCAUUGAUGAAUGCCUUUGGAACUGAACAGCAAGUGAAACCAAUCGCUAUAGAACAAACAGGUACGAAUGUUGGUAGAGAAACCUUGGAAUCAUCAUUAGGUGAUAUAUCAGACUCAAAUCAAUUGCGUGAUGGUGAUGAAUAUAUUCCCGGACAAGAUAUAAAAUUAAAUUUUCCUGAUAUUAUUUCAAUUCUAGUGAACAAUUUAGCUUCUUCAGAACCAGAAAUUCAAUUACUCACGUUGAGUUGGAUGGACACUAUUUUGGGCCUCUCGCCCGAUGAUUUUAUCCCAUAUUUAUCCAAAAUUCUAUCCUUAUUGUUAAAACUUUUAAGUUCUUCUGAUCUUCACAUCAGUGAAAUAUCCCACAUAUUAAACGAGAAGUUGUUGGUAUUAUGUUCAAACUAUGAUGAAUCUAGAUAUCAUGAUUUGAUUGCAUAUGGUUCUAUUGUGAAUAGUUUAACUUUGAAAUUUUUUGAUAGUGAUGUGGAGGCUAAAGUUGCCUGUUUGGAUUGGUUAAUAUUGAUAUACAGAAAAGCUCCAUCUGAGAUUUUAGAACAUAAUGAUAGUAUGUUCUUAACUUUAUUAAAGUCUUUGUCUAAUAAUGAUAUCAGGUUAAUUGAGAGAGCCCUGAAUUUAUUACAGAAUUUAUGUUCCAAGGCAAACGAUAAAUAUUUAAGGAAAUUCUUAGAAAACUUUUUAAAUCUACUAAAAAAGGAUCCAAAAUUACUGAAGAUGCGUGCAAACUAUAUCAUGAGAAAGAUUUGUGCAAGUCUAACUCCAGAACGUGUAUACAAAGUACUGGCAUCGAUUCUUAACUCACAAGAAGAUGUUAUCUUCACACGUAUGAUAAUUCAGAUAUUGAGUACAAAUUUACUUACUGCGCCAGAAAUGUCCAUGUUGAGAAAGAAACUAAGGCAAUCGGAAGAUAUUAUGUUUUUCAAUUUACUUUUUAAAUCAUGGUGCCCAAACCCAGUAUCGGUUAUAGCUCUCUGUUUCAUAGCUGAAAAUUAUGAGUUAGUGUAUGCUAUAUUGCAAAUAUAUUCAAAUCAUGACAUCAAACUAAAUGAUUUGGUGCAGUUAGAUAUUCUGAUUCAAUUUUUUGAAUUGCCAGUAUUUACAAGAAUGAGAUUACAAUUAUUGGAACAACAAAAAUUUCCUUUCUUGUAUAAGUCACUUUAUGGGAUAUUAAUGAUGUUACCUCAAUCAAAAGCCUACGAUAUACUUAAUAAGAGGUUAACAAGUGUAAAUGUAUGGGCUAACCAAUUUUUCCCAAACACAACAUUCUAUAAACCGAGGGUUACGUCAGCCUCUGGGUCAAUAAGUGAUCCCGACAUUUCCCAAAGAUCAGUGGGACAAAGUAAACUUCACUGUCAAGAGUUAAUGGACCAUUUUGAUAAGAUCGUUGGAACUGAAGAUUUAUUUGACCCAGAUUAUAUAUCGGCAAAUAAUUCGCAACUUCCAAUUUUGGGAACAUUCCUUAACUCUGCAGAUGAUGACCAUGAUUCUUCUUUACCUAACAUUGGUCAAAUAAACUUGAAUGGUAACGACAAUUCGGAAGUACCUAAUGAUGCAAGUUCUGUAAUCGAGCAUAACUUGAAUCAAGACACCUCCACUACUUUACAAUCUAGAAAUACUCAGUAA
Messenger RNA from Maudiozyma barnettii, 2598 nucleotides. It is a transcript of the gene VAC14, whose product is annotated as Vac14p. Gene Ontology annotation, cellular component: endosome membrane; fungal-type vacuole membrane; PAS complex. NCBI's taxonomy places the organism in Eukaryota, Fungi, Ascomycota, Saccharomycetes, Saccharomycetales, Saccharomycetaceae. The transcript has a single exon. The coding region runs from base 1 to 2598 and encodes 865 amino acids. The record is from RefSeq and is a predicted model, not a curated record. Gene Ontology annotation, biological process: phosphatidylinositol biosynthetic process; positive regulation of kinase activity.